Messenger RNA from Theobroma umbraticum, 2948 nucleotides. Its product is annotated as putative disease resistance protein At1g61300. The record is from RefSeq and is a predicted model, not a curated record. Gene Ontology annotation, molecular function: ADP binding; protein binding. Lineage: Eukaryota; Viridiplantae; Streptophyta; Magnoliopsida; Malvales; Malvaceae.
UGAUAGUCAACUAACCUCUUUGGAGAACUGCUACAAUAUCAGCGUACAAGACUUGGGUGUAGCUCAUAAUGGAGCUUGUAGGACCAAUCCUUGAAGUGAUAAAGUGCUUUGGUGGUCUAACUUGUAGAUACUUGGAUAAUCACCGAAAACUUGAAGAAAACAUGAGUAAGCUUAGAAGAAGAGUGGAUGGUCUAAAUAUUCGAAAGAAGGAUAUUGAAUUGAGAAAGGAUGCAGAGCUUUGUAGUGGAAAAGUGGUAAAGAAAGAAGUCGAGAGAUGGCUUGAAGAUGUAGAAAUGAUAAAUAUCGAAAUGCAAACGAUUGAACAGAAGUUAUGUGAUGUGUCAUACUUCUCACGUGGAAGCCUUGGGAAACUUGUUUGUCGAAAGAUUAAAGGAGUGAAAGAAAUUCAUCAACAAGGCAAAUUUCUUGAUGUUGUGACAGUUGCUGUACCACCAACUAGGGGGGUAAUAUUGCAGACAACAGAUCUAGAAGGUGAAAUUAAUGUAAACGAACAAAUUUGGGAAUACUUGAUGGGUGAUGAUGUUGCUAUGAUUGGAGUAUGUGGUAUGGGUGGCAUUGGGAAAACUACCAUCAUGAAGCAUAUCAAUAAUCAGUUGUUGAAGGAGGCUGGAUUUGAUAAAGUGAUUUGGGUCACUGUGUCGAAGGAACUAAAUGUUGUCAAAUUGCAAGAAGAUAUUGCAUCUGCAUGUGAUAUGAAGCAUCUUCUUCCCAAAAAUGAAUUGGAGCGAGCAACAAAAUUGAUAGAUAUCUUGAAAACGAAAAGAUACGUCUUGAUCUUAGAUGAUGUUUGGAAACAGUUUUCUCUAUUGCAAAUGGGAAUCCCUGAACCGAGACACAAUGGAAGCAAACUAGUAAUCACUAGUAGAUCAAUUGAUGUUUGUCUAUCUAUGGGUUGUAAGGUGCUUAAAGUGCAACCUCUUUCAAAGGAGGAGUCUUUGAACUUAUUCUUAAAUCAUGUAGGGCAGGGUGUUUUGCAAGAUCCUGCUUUGAAAGAAAUUGUGAAGCUUGUUGUUGAUCAAUGUAGUGGUUUACCACUUGCCAUUGUUACGAUAGCCGGAAGCAUGAAGGGUGUGGAUGAUGUUCGCGAGUGGCGUAAUGCACUAUAUGAAUUAUGUGAACGUGUGAAAAGUGUAAGAGGAUUGGAUACCGAAAUAUUCAAAUGUUUGAUGUUUAGUUAUGAUCGUUUGGGUGAUUCGAAAAUUCAAAAUUGUUUCUUAUAUUGCUCUUUAUACCCGGAGGAUUAUACAAUUGAAAGGGGCAUGUUAAUUGAAAAAUGGAUAGAUGAAGGACUCGUUGAUGAAUGUGGAUGUAGACAGGCCAUGCAGGACAGAGGUCAUAGUAUUUUGAAUAGGCUGGAAAACAAUUGCUUGUUAGAAAAGGGUGUGCAUAGUAGAGGAGUCAAGAUGCAUGAUGUAUUGAGAGACAUGGCAUUGUCUCUUAAAAAAGCUAAUCCUCGAUUCAUGGUGAAAGCUGGCAUGAAACUGAAGGAAUUACCACGCGAGCAUGAGUGGACAGCGGAUCUUGAGAAGGUUUCCUUAAUGGAUAAUUCAAUAUCAGAAAUCCCUCCGGGCAUAUCUCCGAAAUGUGAAUCUUUGUCAACCUUGUUGUUGCAAGGGAAUCACGAAAUGGAGAGGAUUGCAGAACCUUUCUUCGAGCGCAUGCCUGGAUUAAAGGUUCUUGAUCUUUCUUAUACUGACAUUCGAUAUCUGCCCAACUCCAUCUCUUACUUGGAAAAUCUUGAAGCUCUGGUGCUUCGCUCUUGUUUGAAGUUAAGACAUGUUCCUUCGAUAGCAAAGCUUACAGCAUUAAGAAAGUUGGACUUUUAUUGUACAGCUAUUGAAGAGGUCCCUCACGGUACUGAAAUGUUAAUAAACCUUACCUAUCUUGCUUUAGAUUCUGAAAACCUAAAGGAGUUACCGAUGGGAAUACUACCUAAGCUUGCUAAUCUCCAGUACUUAGUAACUACAUCGUAUGUAAGAGGAGAGGAAAUGGCAAAAUUGAGAAAGCUGGAGAUAUUUUCAUGUUUAUUCCCUGACCCGCAAGACUUUCAGAAAUAUAUCAAGUCUAUGGCUGGUGCAAGGCCUAUCAAUUACUCGCUUCUAGUGGGAUCAUAUGGGGUUUUUGAGUUUUUUCGACAUCGAGAGCCUUAUUUAGUCUGGCUGCAGUUUGAGCAACAUGAAAUUCAUAAAAAUGUAUAUUUCUUUAAGUGCAGGUUAAGGGGAGAUCAAGAUCCUGUAGUGCUCCCCAGUGACCUUGAGGCUCUGCAUGUUGAGGAGUGCCAUGAUCUUCUAAGCUUAAGCUAUUCAUUUGUGUUCCAUGAUCGGGUAAAUGAUUUGAAGCAUUGUUAUAUCUGGCAGUGUAAUGGAAUACAGUGCCUGCUUGACUUGUCAUACUCGUCUUGCAACUUACUUCAGAGUAUUGAGACCCUACACGUUAGACGAUUGCAAACCUUGCGUCGACUUGUGAGGGUAGGAGUCCCAGCAAUGUCCACAUCUCAGGGUCCGACACUGCCUGCCAUCUUCUCUUCUCUUAAAGUUUUCUAUUUAGAAAGCUGUUCAAGUAUCAAGAAAUUGUUUUCAAUUGAGUUGGUGCAGGGCCUCCAAAACUUAGAGGAACUUGAAGUUGUAUGUUGUGAAAAAAUGGAGGAAAUAAUAACAUCAGAAGAAGAAGAAGAAGGAGGAGGAGGAAAUCACGUAGGGGGACCAAUGGUUCCCGAAACAACAACUUUUGUUCUUCCCAAAUUAAAGAAACUGCGCUUGUUGAACUUACCAGAAUUGAAGAGCGUUUGUAGUUCUGGAGUUACCAUUCAUGUAGAUUUUCUUGACUAUAAGAUUCAUCAUUGUCAGAAGCUAAAGCCUUUUCCUUCUUGUUUCUGUAUAUCAGGUGAAAAGGUCUUUGUCUGAUUAAAUGGUGCAUCAGCAUCUUCC